Molecule: messenger RNA, 15126 nt
Organism: Dunckerocampus dactyliophorus (ringed pipefish)
Lineage: Eukaryota; Metazoa; Chordata; Actinopteri; Syngnathiformes; Syngnathidae
Product: IgGFc-binding protein-like
Exons: 84
Coding region: 1-13620 (4539 amino acids)
Biological process (GO): DNA integration
Cellular component (GO): membrane
Molecular function (GO): protein binding; nucleic acid binding
Source: RefSeq, a predicted model, not a curated record
AUGGUUGCCCAGCCGGCCGACUGUUCGUCCCCCGCGCCCUGCGCCCAGAGGCGGGCGGCGUUCCUCCUUUCACAGCGUUUUUGGUGGCCCACGCUCCAUGCUGAUACCAAGCGCUUUGUGGCGGCCUGUUCCAUCUGCGCCCGAAGCAAGUCCUCCCACCAGGCCCCAGCUGGGUUCCUGCGACCCCUCCCCAUUGCCCCCCACCCAUGGUCACACUUUGACUUUGUCACCGGACUCCCCGCAUCAAGAGGCUUUACAGUCAUUCUGACCAUCGUGGACAGGUUUUCUAAAUUCACCCACUUUGUCCUCCUCCGCAAGCUUCUGGUUCAACAUGUGGUCUGCCCGCACGGCAUCCCCAGCGAUAUUGUGUCCGAUUGGGAUCCACAAUUUUCCUCCUCCACCUGGAAGGCCUUCUGUAAGGCCCUGGGGGCCACCGCCAGCCUGUCCUCAGGUUAUCACCCCCAGUCCAACAGCCAGACGGAACGGGUCAACCAAGACCUGGAGGCUACCCUUCGGUGUGUGACUCAUCAAACCCCCACUUCGUGGUCCGUCUUUCUUCCAUGGGUGGAGUACUCUCAUAAUACACUAGUGUGUUCCUCCACGGGCGUGUCGCCAUUUCAAGCAGUCUAUGGUUAUCAGCCUCCUAUAUUUCCAUCCCAGAUGCCAGAAGGUGCCGCACCGUCACUAACCUCCCACAUCCGUCAUAUCCACUGGGUCUGGCGCAACACCCGAGCCGCCCUCGCCCGCACAGCCAAACGCAACCAGAGAUUGGCCGAUCGCCAUAGGAAGGCGGCACCCGACUAUAAACCGGGACAGAAAGUGUGGCUGUCUUCCCGGGACCUCCCCCUGGCAGUGGAGUCCAGGAAACUGGCACCCAGAUUUGUCGGCCCAUAUGAAGUGGUGAAGAUGGUGAACCCGGUGUCGGCCCAGUUGAAAAUCCUGGCCUUUAUCAAGUCCCACCCGGUAUACCACGUGUCUCGCCUCAAGCCGGUCACCUCUUGUGAGUUCAGCCCCCCCCCAGUGCCCCCUCCGCCACCUCUGUUGAUCAAGGGUCACCCUGCUUUUACUGCCAGAGCCAUCCUGGAUGGCAGGAGACAGGGCAGGGGUGUCCAGUACCUAGUGGACUGGGAGGAUCGGUCAUGGGUUGCGUGGUCUCUUAUCCUUGACCUGUCGCUCCUCACAGAGUUUUACAGUCCUUCAGCUGCCGUCCUGCAGCCCAGUAGCCCGUCCAGCUCCUACGGCUCUAUCCUGACUUCCUGCGACUUUAACGACGAAAGCCAACCAUUCUGCCAGUUCAAGCAGGACUCGACGGACGAUGGCGACUGGACUCGACACAGGGGUCCGACUCCGACAGCCGACACGGGUCCCCCAGGAGACUACCCCGAUGGAAAGGGGUUUUACAUCUACCAUGAGUGUGACAACGUGGCAAACAACCGGAAAGUUCGUCUGCUGAGUCCCGCGCUCUCGACGACGGCUUCCAAGAUCUGCAUUCAGUUCCGGUACUACAUGUACGGAUCUGACAGUAACAACAUGUUGAGGGUUCUGGCAGUGACUUCGGGUACACAGUUUGAGGCAUGGAGCAAGACCGGUAUCCAGAGUCCAUCCUGGCUGAAGGGCGCCACCACAGUAUCCAAACCAACCAGCGAUGCAGUCACUAUUGUGUUUGAGGCUCAGAGAGGCCUCAGCGCUUCCUGUGACUCAGCGCUGGAUAACAUCGUCAUUAUGGAAGGAGCAUGUCCCGCUUGCGUUGCUAGCUGUGACUUUGACAGCCUGGGUGACCUCUGCGGGUGGUCCACUCACACAGACAACCCAGACAUAUUCGGUUUCGAGCAGUGGGUCGGCCCAGGCGAGACCGUAGGAACCGGACCCGAUGAUGACUUCUCCAGGCCUGGAUUGGGGGCCUACAUGCUGAUGACUUCUGUUGAUGCUAACCCUGGAGAUCAGAGUCAAAUAAGAAGUCCUGUCAUCACCCCUUCUUCUUCUGAAUGCCUGGACCUCACGUUUUAUUACUAUCUGUAUGGCACCAGUGCAAAGGUGGAGCUCAGCGUCCACACCAUUAACGAGGGCGGAAGCCUCGGACCCGCCAUCUUGACUUUGAGGGGGAACAAAGGUCAAGCCUGGAAGCCUGCAGAAGUGCGCUACCUUGGAGCCACAGCCGUCCAGUUUGUAAUUGUGGGUACCUAUGGAGAGACCUCUCUGACUGAUAUUGCUGUGGAUGCUGUGUGUGUCAUGGCCUGUCAAGGUCUGCUAACAACACCACUACCAACGGGGCCUACUCCAACACCAACUCCUGGAGUGACUACACCAACACCUACAACUCCAAGACCUACAACAUCACAACCAGUCCAGUGCCCUCCAAAUGCAGACUACAUAGAAUGCGGUCCAGCUUGUAUCCCCACAUGCAUGGAACCUUUCAGCAACUGCAGCGGCCCCUGUAUCACUGGUUGCUUUUGCAAACCAGGCUUUGUCUUUAAGGGAAAACAAUGCGUGCCGCUGGAGAAAUGCGGUUGCCUGGAUGACCACAACAACUAUUACGAGCCUGGGGAGAUCGUAUUUGGAGACGGCUGUUCAAAGCUUUGUCGCUGUGCAGGGAACUACACUUUGGAAUGUGUGGAUAACUCCUGUGAUCCCACUGAGGAGUGCCGUGAAGUCAGUGGGGUUGCCGGAUGCUACCCUAAAGGUACAUCAACAUGCAUAGCUUCUGGCGAUCCGCACUACACAACCUUCGACAAACGCAAGUACAACUUCAUGGGGAACUGCAGUUACACGAUGACCGUAACCUGCAACGCAUCAGCUUUGCCCAACUUUGCUGUCUACGCUGACAACGAAAACCGCUACAACAGGCCUACCAUCUCCUACGUGAAGGCAGUUCAUGUGUUCGUAGAGUCCGGCAGCGUCUCCAUCUUCAAAGGAGGCGUCGUACAUGUGAAUGGCAUCAAAGUCAACCUGCCGCUGAGUCCGUUUCCAGGUGUCUCUGUGUUCAGAUCAGGGAAGCACUACACUGUGUCCUUGGAUUUUGGUGUGACAGUGCGCUACGACGGAAACCACUUUAUGGACAUUAAAGUGAUUAAAGACUAUAAGGGUUUAGUGUGCGGACUGUGCGGAGAUUACAACGGAGACCCCAAAGAUGACUUCCUCAUGUCCAAUUUCACGUUGACUGACGAUCCCAACGAGUUUGGACACAGCUGGAACAUUGAUCCAAAGUGCAACACUAAACCCAACACCACUAAUCCUGGAUGUGAGGAAGACGAUCAGAAGCUGUAUGAAAGUUCUGGAUAUUGCGGCGUUCUGUUGGACAGAAAUGCUCCUUUUGCUGUGUGUCAUGCCAAAGUCAACCCCAAUAAUUACUUCAAGGACUGCGUCUUUGAUCUUUGCGAGCUUGACGGCACAGCGUCCAUUCUGUGUGAAGCCAUUGAAGCCUACGUCAACGAGUGCCAGGACCGCGGCGUCCAAAUCGGACCCUGGAGGAACCAAACUUUCUGCCCUUUGAGCUGCCCACCCAACAGCCAUUAUGAGCCCUGCGCAGACCCGUGUCAGGAAACGUGUUCUUGGAGACCCCCUGCCUGCAGCGGACCAUGCAGCGAGUCCUGCGUGUGCGAUCCUGGCUACAUCGUGAGUGCUGGGAAAUGCGUGGAUAACAGUUCGUGUGGCUGCCGCCACACCAACGGCCAGUAUUACCAGCCAGGAGAGGAGUUCUAUGUUGACGGCUGUACUCAGAAGUGUCGAUGUGAAGCUCCCUUUUUUUCAUGUGAGCAAACUCAGUGCCCCCCAAUGCACCACUGUGUGAUCCAGGAUGGAGUUCAAGGUUGCUAUCCCACAGGAACACCAGGACCAACAACUCCAAGACCAACGACACCAAAGCCAAUCCAGUGCCCUCCAAAUGCAGACUACAUAGAAUGUGGUCCGGCUUGUAUCCCCACCUGCAUGGAACCUUCCAGCAACUGCAGUGGCUCCUGUAUCACCGGCUGCUUUUGCAAACCAGGGUUUGUCUUCAAGGGAAAACAUUGCGUGCCGCUGGAGAAAUGCGGUUGCCUGGAUGACAACAACAACUAUUACGAGCCUGGGGAGAUCGUAUUUGGAGACGGCUGUUCAAAGCUUUGUCGAUGUGCAGGGAACUACACUUUGGAAUGUGUGGAUAACUCCUGUGAUCCCACUGAGGAGUGUCGUGAAGUUAAUGGUGUUUCCGGAUGCUACCCUAAAGGUACAUCGUCAUGCAUAGCUUCUGGCGAUCCGCACUACACAACCUUCGACAAACGCAAGUACAACUUCAUGGGCAACUGCAGUUACAUGAUGGCCGGAGUCUGCAACGUAUCGUCAGCUUUGCCACUUUUUGAGGUCCAUGCUGACAACGAAAACCGCUACAACAGGCCUACCAUCUCCUACGUGAAGGCGGUUCAUGUGUUUGUAUUGUAUCCCCAUGGGGCAUCCUCCAUCUUCCAGUCGGGCACCAUACAUAACGUCUCUAUCUUCAAAGGAGGCACCGUGCAUGUAAAUGGCAUCAAAGUCAACCUGCCGCUGAGUCCGUUUCCAGGUGUCUCUGUGUUCAAAUCAGGGAAGCACUACACUGUGUCCAUGGAUUUUGGUGUGACAGUGCGCUACGAUGGAAACCACUUUAUGGACAUUAAAGUGAUUAAAGACUAUAAGAACUUACUGUGUGGACUGUGUGGAAAUUACAACGGGGACGCCAAAGACGACUUCCGCAUCCCGAAUGGAUCAUUGACCAGUGAUCCCAAUGAGUUUGGAAACAGCUGGAACUUUGAUCCAGAGUGUAACGCUAAACCCAACACCACUAUUCCUGGAUGUGAGGAAGACGAGCAGAAGCUGUAUGAAAGUUCUGGAUAUUGUGGUGUUCUGUUGGACAAAAAUGGUCCUUUUGCCGUCUGUCACCCCAAAGUCAACCCCAAUAAUUACUUCAAGGAUUGCGUCUUUGAUCUUUGCGAGCUGGACGGCGCUGCGUCCAUUCUAUGCGAAGCCAUUGAAGCCUACGCCAACGAGUGCCAGGAUCGUGGGGUCCAGAUCGGACCCUGGAGGAACGAAACCUUCUGUCCUUUGAGCUGCCCACCCAACAGCCAUUAUGAGCCCUGCGCGGACCCGUGUCAGGAAACGUGUUCUGGGAGACCCCCUGCCUGCAGCGGACCAUGCACCGAGUCCUGCGUGUGCGAUCCUGGCUACAUACUGAGUGCUGGAAAAUGCGUGGACAACAGUUCGUGUGGCUGCCACCACACCAACGGCCAGUAUUACCAGCCUGGAGAGGAGUUCUUCACUGAGAACUGUACCCAGAAGUGUAGAUGUGAAGCCCCCUCUGUUGUCUGCAAGCCAUCUGGAUGCCCACCAACCCACGAGUGUCAAGUCCAGGAGGGAGAGUUAGGCUGCUAUCCCACAGGAUCAACCACACCUGAACCAACAAGUCCCGGAGUGACUUCACCCGAACCUUCAACUCCAAGACCAACUACACCAAAACCAAUCCAGUGCCCUCCAAAUGCAGACUACAUAGAAUGUGGUCCGGCUUGUAUCCCCACCUGCAUGGAACCUUCCAGCAACUGCAGUGGCUCCUGUAUCACCGGCUGCUUUUGCAAACCAGGGUUUGUCUUCAAGGGAAAACAUUGCGUGCCGCUGGAGAAAUGCGGUUGCCUGGAUGACAACAACAACUAUUACGAGCCUGGGGAGAUCGUAUUUGGAGACGGCUGUUCAAAGCUUUGUCGAUGUGCAGGGAACUACACUUUGGAAUGUGUGGAUAACUCCUGUGAUCCCACUGAGGAGUGUCGUGAAGUUAAUGGUGUUUCCGGAUGCUACCCUAAAGGUACAUCGUCAUGCAUAGCUUCUGGCGAUCCGCACUACACAACCUUCGACAAACGCAAGUACAACUUCAUGGGCAACUGCAGUUACAUGAUGGCCGGAGUCUGCAACGUAUCGUCAGCUUUGCCACUUUUUGAGGUCCAUGCUGACAACGAAAACCGCUACAACAGGCCUACCAUCUCCUACGUGAAGGCGGUUCAUGUGUUUGUAUUGUAUCCCCAUGGGGCAUCCUCCAUCUUCCAGUCGGGCACCAUACAUAACGUCUCUAUCUUCAAAGGAGGCACCGUGCAUGUAAAUGGCAUCAAAGUCAACCUGCCGCUGAGUCCGUUUCCAGGUGUCUCUGUGUUCAAAUCAGGGAAGCACUACACUGUGUCCAUGGAUUUUGGUGUGACAGUGCGCUACGAUGGAAACCACUUUAUGGACAUUAAAGUGAUUAAAGACUAUAAGAACUUACUGUGUGGACUGUGUGGAAAUUACAACGGGGACGCCAAAGACGACUUCCGCAUCCCGAAUGGAUCAUUGACCAGUGAUCCCAAUGAGUUUGGAAACAGCUGGAACUUUGAUCCAGAGUGUAACGCUAAACCCAACACCACUAUUCCUGGAUGUGAGGAAGACGAGCAGAAGCUUUAUGAAAGUUCUGGAUAUUGUGGUGUUCUGUUGGACAAAAAUGGUCCUUUUGCCGUCUGUCACCCCAAAGUCAACCCCAAUAAUUACUUCAAGGAUUGCGUCUUUGAUCUUUGCGAGCUGGACGGCGCUGCGUCCAUUUUAUGCGAAGCCAUUGAAGCCUAUGCCAACGAGUGCCAGGAUCGCGGGGUCCAGAUCGGACCCUGGAGGAACGAAACCUUCUGUCCUUUGAGCUGCCCACCCAACAGCCAUUAUGAGCCCUGUGCGGACCCGUGUCAGGAAACGUGUUCUGGGAGACCCCCUGCCUGCAGCGGACCAUGCACCGAGUCCUGCGUGUGCGAUCCUGGCUACAUACUGAGUGCUGGAAAAUGUGUGGACAACAGUUCGUGUGGCUGCCACCACACCAACGGCCAGUAUUACCAGCCUGGAGAGGAGUUCUUCACUGAGAACUGUACCCAGAAGUGUAGAUGUGAAGCCCCCUCUGUUGUCUGCAAGCCAUCUGGAUGCCCACCAACCCACGAGUGUCAAGUCCAGGAGGGAGAGUUAGGCUGCUAUCCCACAGGAUCAACAACACCUCUACCAACAUACCCACCAGAGACUACACCUGAUGUAACAUCCCCAGUUGUUUCUACACCACAACCAACAACUCCCGGAGUGACUACACCAACUCAGUGCCCUCCGAAUGCAGACUACAUAGAAUGUGGUCCGGCUUGUAUCCCCACCUGCAUGGAACCUUCUAGCAACUGCAGUGGCUCUUGUAUCACUGGUUGCUUUUGCAAACCAGGCUUUGUCUUCAUGGGACAACAUUGUGUGCCGCUGGAAACGUGCGGUUGCCUAGAUGACCACAACAACUAUUACAAGCCUGGACAAAUCAUAUACAGAGACGGAUGCUCAAAGCUCUGUCGCUGUGUCGGGAACUACACUUUUGAAUGUGAGGAUAGCUCUUGCGGUCCCACUGAGGAGUGUCGCGAGGUUAAUGGCAUCUUGGGAUGCUACUCUAAAGGUUCUGCCACAUGCGUCGCACACAGUGAUCCGCACUACACCACCUUCGACAGCCACAAGUACAGUUUCAUGGGCAACUGCAGUUACCUGAUGUCGGCAGUCUGCAACGUGACAGCGUUACCCAACUUUGAGGUGUAUGCCGACAAUGAAAACCGCUACAACAACCUCGCCAUCUCCUACGUGAAGGCUGUGCACGUGCAUGCACGCCAGGUCAAGGUGUCUAUCCUCAAAGACGGUGCCGUCCAUGUGAACGGGUCCAAAGUCAACUUGCCGGUGUCUCCGGCGCCGGGUGUCUCGGUGUUCCAGUCGGGAAGACACUACACAGUGUCGAUGGAUUUCGGCGUUGUUGUGCGCUACGACGGCAUUCAGUUUAUGGACAUCAAAUUGAUUCAAGACUAUAAGAACGUAUUGUGUGGAAUGUGUGGCAAUUACAACGGAAUCGCCAAAGACGACUUCCGCAAGCCAGACGGGUCGUUGACUGGUGACAUCAACGACUUUGGACAUAGCUGGAACGUCGAUCCAGACUGUAAGAAACACAACAUCACCACACCCGAAUGCAACGAGGAAGACGAGAAACUGUAUGAGAGCUCUGCCUACUGCGGCCUUCUAUUGGACAAGAAUGGACCUUUCGCUGUGUGUCACCCCAAAGUGAACCCCAAUAACUACUUCCAGGACUGCGUCUUUGAUCUUUGCGCACUGGAUGGCGCUAAGCCUGCUUUGUGCGACGCCCUCGAAGCCUUUGCUGACGAGUGCCAGGACCGUGGGGUCCAAAUCGGAUCCUGGAGGAACCAAACCUUCUGUCCUUUGAGCUGCCCCCCCAACAGCCAUUACGAUCCCUGUGCGGACCCCUGUCAGGAAACAUGUUCUGGAAAGCCCCCUUCUUGCGAGGGACCGUGUACGGAGUCCUGCGUGUGCAAUCCUGGCUACAUCCUGAGUGCUGGAAAAUGCGUGGACAACAGUUCCUGUGGCUGCCACCACACCAACGGCCAGUAUUACCAGCCGGGUGAGGAGUUCUACGAUAACGACUGCAAACAGAAGUGUCGAUGCGACGCCCCCUCUGUUAGCUGUAAGCCAUCUGAGUGCCCCCCAAUGCACCAGUGUUUGCUUUUGGAAGGACAACUGGGCUGCUAUCCUACCAGCUCUAAGGACUGCAUCAUCUCCGGAGAUCCGCACUACAAUACUUUUGACAAGAAGUUCUACAGUUUUAUGGGCACAUGUACCUACACACUGGCCAGAACAUGCCAGAACAACACAGGUCCUUGGUUCUCAGUGGAGGGCAAGAAUGAGGAAAGAGGAGUUUCGGGAGUAUCCUACCUGAGAAAACUCUACAUCACUGUGGAUGGAAUAACACUCACGUUAAUGAAAGCCAGGAGGACACUGGUGAAUGGACGACGUGUAGCGCUGCCUCAUUUGCCAUCUCCUAAGGUGACGGUCAGUCUCGCUGGUCAGUACGUCACCGUGCAGACGUCCUUUGGUCUUCAAGUCCGCUGGGAUGGAAAGCAUCAUGCCCAAAUCUCUGUACCCAGCUCGUACUACAACCAGAUGUGUGGCCUCUGCGGUGACUUUGACGGUAGCCCCGACAACGACUUCACCAAACCAGACGGCGCUCUGGUCACCAAUGUCAAUGACUUCUGCAACAGCUGGCAGACUGAAGAAGACGAGGACGACUCAUGUUCACCGGGCACCAAACCUGAUCCGGACUGCAGUCCUGAACUUGAGGCUGAGGUGAUGAAACCGGAAAAAUGCGGUAAAAUCAAAGAUCCUGCUGGAGUCUUCCGGGAGUGCAUCAACGUGGUGAACCCCAGCACGUUCUUCCAGAGCUGCGUGUACGACAUGUGUCAGUUUGAAGGUCAACAGCAGGUCCUGUGUGACCAACUACAAGCCUACACUGACGCCUGUCACAGCGCUGGAGUCAAAGUUCACCAGUGGAGGACGCCAGAAUUCUGCCCGUUGGAGUGUCCCGCCAACAGCUCGUACUCUCUGUGCGUAAGCUCCUGCCCUGAGACGUGUUUGGGGGUAGUGGGACCCCCGGGCUGUCAGGACGUUUGUGUGGAAGGAUGCCGCUGUGACCCUGGAUUCAUCCUCAGCGACGACAAGUGUGUGUCCCUCAAAGACUGUGGCUGUUUGGAUGCCGCAGGGACGUACCAUCCUGUGGGUGAUGAGUGGCUCUUGGAGGGUUGCAAAGAGAAGUGUUGGUGUAAAAGCGGAUCGCUGCUGCAGUGCACCAACAGCAGCUGUAAAGACAACACUGAAAGUUGUCAGCUUCACCAAGGAGAGUACCAAUGUCGCCCCCUAGGAAACGGUAUCUGUUCGGUGUCCGGAGACCCCCACUACACCACGUUUGACAAGCGGAUCCACCAUUACAUGGGGGCCUGCUCUUACACGCUGACCAAGCUCUGCAACUCUUCCAACAACAUGCCCUAUUUCACUGUGGACACCCAGAAUGAGCACAGGGGGAGUAACAAGAAGGUUUCCUACGUCAGGGCUGUCGUGGUCAACGUGAAUGGCGUAACGGUCAUCCUGGGCAAGGGACGCACGGUCCAGGUUAACGGGUCAGUGGUGGUCCCGCCCGUCAAGACCGUCAGCGACGUUACAAUCUACUUCAGUGGCAAGUUUAUCAUCCUGGAGACGGUUUUUGGAUUGAGGGUGCGAUUUGACGGCAACCACCACGCCGACGUCAAGGUUCCCACUUCCUACAAUGGGCAGCUUUGCGGAAUGUGCGGAAAUUUCAACGGGAAUCCGAAUGAUGACAACCUAAAGCCGGACAAGAGUCCUGCUGCUAACACUAACGAACUGGGAGACAGCUGGCAGGUUCCUGACCCACGACCCGAUUGCACUAACAGCGGUGGCCAGGAGGACUGUGAUGAAAAGGUGGAGGAAGACGCCAAGAAACCAACGAGCUGCGGCAUGAUCACUGAUGUCAACGGCAUCUUCAAACUGUGUCACUCCGUCGUACCCCCCAAGCCCUUCUUAGAAAACUGCAUAUACGACAUGUGCGCCACCGGGGGGCAGACUGUGGCGUUGUGCCAAGCCGUGGAGAGCUACGCAGACAUGUGCGCUGUGGCUGGGGUCCCCAUCUCCUGGAGGAACACCACCUUUUGCCCUCUGAAGUGUCCCCCUGGAAGUCACUACACCCACUGCGGUUCCGCUUGCCCCCAACCCAGCUGUCAGGAUCCUGCAGGGCCGGGCGGCACCUGUGACCAACCCUGCGUGGAAGGCUGCAUCUGCAACACUGGACUCAUCCUGAGCGGUGACAAAUGUGUGCCACUAAGCGAGUGCGGGUGCACGGACAACAACGGAAAAUACAGACCGGUGGGAGAUACCUGGUUUACAGAGACGGACUGCUCGGAGCGUUGUAAGUGUAACAACAACCGCAAUGUGACCUGUGAGCCAUGGGAGUGCAGCCCAGCACAGGAGUGCAAAGUGCUGGAGGGCGUCCUGGACUGCCACUCUACUGGUAAAGGAGUAUGUCACGUUGCUGGAGACCCUCACUACUACACAUUUGAUGGCGUGAUGCACACCUUCAUGGGCACCUGCACAUACACUCUUGUCGAGGUAUGUAACGCCACGAGGGUAACGCCCUUCAAGAUAGUGGCGAAAAACGAGGAGCGCGGUCAACCAGAGGCCUCGUACGUUCGUUCAGUCAAAGUUUACCUCCCUCAUGACACGGAAAUCGAACUACAGAAAGGCCGCAGAGUACUGGUCAACAGACGUCGUGUGAGAACGCCGAUUUCGGUUAGUGGCGCCAAGGUGAUAACCAGCGGAGCGUACAACCUGCUGGAUGCCAACUUUGGUCUGCAAGUGAAAUUUGACGGCGUUCAUCACCUGGAGAUCACCGUGCCCGGCGAAUACUUUGACAAGCUUUGCGGCAUGUGCGGCAAUUACAACCACAAGUCGUCUGACGACAACCUGAUGCCUGACAAGAAACCUGCCAAGGAUGUCAUUCAACUGGGGAACAGCUGGAAGGCAGCGGGCGACAGUGACCCUGGCUGUCAACCAGACAAUCGACCGGAUGUCCACCCCAAUUGCAUGGCAGAGGAGGAGAAGCAAUACGAGGACCAGUGUGCUCGUGUCAUUCUGUCCGAUCGUUUCGAGCCCUGCCACUCUGUGGUGCCCCCUGAGGCCUUCUUAAGGAACUGCGUGUAUGACAUGUGCGAGUACGACGGCAUGGAGGCCACGCUCUGCGACAAUGUAGAGGCGUACGCUCAGGCUUGCCACAGCGCCGGCGUGACCGUCACCUGGAGGAACCAAACAUUCUGCCCCUUGCCCUGCCCUCCUAACAGCCACUAUUCCGACUGCACUGCCCCCUGCCCACCGACCUGCUCAAAUCUUUUCCCAAUCUUUUGCCACCUGCCGCCGACGGCCUGCGUGGAAGGCUGCCAGUGCGAUGCCGGCUUUGUCCUCAGCGACGGCAAAUGUGUGCCGCUCAGCAAAUGUGGCUGCCUGGAUUCACACGGAGAGUACUAUGAUGUGGGAGACUCGUGGCUGACGGACAAAUGCGUUGAGAAGUGCAUGUGUAACCUGGGAGGCCAGAUCACGUGCAAGAACCACAGCUGUGAUUCCAACUCAGUGUGCGCCCUGGACAAACAUGGAGACGUCUACUGCCAACCUGCCAAGUUUGACAAGUGCAGUGUGUCUGGGGAUCCCCACUACCGAACCUUCGACAGUUUCACGCAUCACUUCCAGGGCCCGUAUACUUACGUCCUGACUCGGGAUCAUGACCUGAAAGGCUCGCUAGUGCCGCUGACUGUACGUGGUAGGAACAUCCGACGUGGUGGAAAUAAGAAGGUUUCCUUCCUGGACCAGAUGUAUGUCGACGUUUACGGCGUCAACGUUCAAUUCCUGCAGAGGAAGGCAGUUCUGGUGAACAGGGAGAGAGUUUCGCCUCCUCUCACGCCAGUUGACGGAUUAACCAUCACAAUGAACACCAGACAGGUUCAGUUAGCAACCGACUUUGGACUUACUGUGCUCUUCGACGGGAAAAGUCGCGGAGAGAUCAUUCUGCCAAGCACCUAUAAGAACGCUGUGAGAGGACUGUGUGGAAACUACGACGGCAUUACCAGAAACGAGUACAUGAAGCCAGAUGGGACGCUAGUCAGGGACUUGAAUGUUUUUGGAGAAAGCUGGCGGGUUAGUGACAGAUUAGAUGAGGGCCCCAAGAGCAAUGGCAUACACAUUCACAGGCGAGAAGUGGACACAGAUCCAGAUUCAGGCUUUGAGACGUCUGACUGCUCCGACAGUGAACUGAGCGACUACAACGAUGUCGCUAAAUGUGGAGCUCUUACUGAGGCUAACGGACUGUUUGCUGCCUGUCAUGCCAUCUUACCGCCAAAAAGCUACCAGGAUGACUGUGUAUAUGACCUGUGUGCUGAGCGUGGCAGUGAAGAGUUACGCUGUGCUAGCUACGAAGCUUAUGCUGCUGCCUGUCAGGAAGCAGGAGUCAUCCUGGGACCAUGGAGGCAACAACUAUCCUGUGCGUUGUUGUGCGAAGGCAACAGCAGCUACUCGCCUUGCAUGACGCCAUGCCCCCCGUCCUGUGCAGACCUGGCAGCCCCCUCACAGUGCGAUGUCACUUCCUGCGUGGAGGGCUGCCAGUGCGACGCUGGCUUCGUUAUGAGCGAGGGCGUCUGCGUGCCGUAUGCGCAGUGCGGCUGCAUGUUCCUUGACCGAUACUACCCCCUGAAGGAAACGUUCGUGACAGAAGAUUGUUCUCAGGCGUGUGAAUGCACCACCACCGGCGCCGCAUGCCAGGAUAAAGUAUGCCAGGAGGGAUACGUCUGCACUGUCUACGACUACAGACGCGACUGCCACAGAGCGAGUCCUUGCCUGAGUAACCCCUGUCUCAACGGAGGACUCUGUCAAGAGGCGAGCAACGUGUCCUACACGUGUGUCUGUACUGAAGGCUACCAAGGAGUCAACUGUGAGAUUGAGAUCACCCCCGACACUGGAGGACUUGAAACCAAAUGGAUCAUCCUGAUUGCUGUGCUGGUGUCGUUGGCCGUCAUUGUGGUCGUCGUGGUGACCAUCGUGUGCGUUUGCAAACAUGCAAAGUCACACGUUUAUGUAAUUCAGAAGCUACCGUCAUCUCACAGUAGGAAAAACAAGAGAAGAGAACAAGCUCUCAGCAUGAAAUCAACAAGUGUGCCGUAUGAAAACAUGGAUACAAGGAGAACCACCAACAGCAUGACCACUAUGUGAUAACACUUGGCUGCCUUUUGGAAUUUGAUUUGCAGUUUUAUUCAACAGCAUAAAUAAAAUAGAACAAGUAGUCUGGUCAUAGUACUGUUCAUAUGUACAUACAGUAGAUCCCCACAUAUUCUCCAGCCAGCAUUCAUGCAUGGCCGCACAUUUUUGUUCAAAAAUGGGCCGUUUCUUCAUCAUCUCAUUCAAGUCAAGUGAGUAAGACGUGAUAAUAAAGCAUAAAAUGUACAGCGUCGUAAUCUAGCAUACAGUACAGCAUUGGUGACAGUUAGCAGACCCUCCAGGAUUUCACGGUGAAUUCCAGUAUGUGCAACGUCCGCACACAUUUUGGCCAAUCAUCAUUUUCGCCAAUCGCAUUUGUCCCUCAGCGGCGCUCAGCCGUCAGUCAUCAACCAAUCAAAUGUGUCAAGAUACAUGUUGUGAAUAAAGGAUAUGUUGAAAUAUACUGUAGUAGGCAUUUGUAGCUCACAAAAGUGAGUACACCCCUCAACCAUUUUUAUGACGAUACAUCUUUUCAAGGGAGAAUACUAGAAAUGAAGCUUGGAAUAUACUUUAGAGUAGUCUGUGUACAGCUGUUAUAGGAAGUGUCAUUUCUGUCAGAAUGUCCCGUGAGAGUAUUUGCAUUGUUUAAUCGUCUUCAGUAUCUUUUUUUAACUGUGAACAUUUUUUUGGUUUUUUUUCCCUCUCAGGUGAAGGCUGAGAUGUCAUUUUUAGUCUUUUCCUUACAGGAAUACAGGUGUAUUUUGUUGUGGCUGGAUGAAGCCUAUUUUGCACAUUUUUGCAUGCCAUGUUGGCAAAUGGCUCAGUCUUUUUUUUUUUUUUUUUUUAUAUUUCUUCAUGAAUUAUUUAUUGUUCAACAAAUUUCCCUAUUAUAAUUACAGUAAGUGAACAUCGCAACGAAUUAUCAUAACACUGACUGCAAUGUCUAAAACCAUUUUUGGGAAAAAGUCCCAAAAUUUGCAAAUAAAGCAUAUUUGGUUAGAUUUGGCAAAAUCCUUCCUGUGAUUUUUGGGGUUAAAGUUACAAAGGACACUUAAAACACUGAUAACAAAUGCAAUCACAAGCUCAUGCAAUGUUAUUGAAAAAAAGAAGUGCAUUUUAGGUCGCAACAUUGACAAAAAAAAAAAAAAGCCUACGAAAUCCUGGAGGGACUGAUUCAGGUAUUAAACCUAAUUGAAGUGUUAUGCAUUUAGCUCAUUAGCUUCCUUUGUCGCGAGUCAACCACGGCAGUUGACGAGAGAUGAGGAGGGUUCUGGAGAUAUAAAAUAAAACAUUCACUUUUAUUGCAAAUGCUGAGCUGAACUCGGAAAACGCCAAUGUCAAGUUAGCAGGACAGUUUGGAGGAGAAGGAGCGAGCUGGCGUAGUGUAUGAUUGAAUAGCAGGGAUCUACUGUACUAUGCUAUGUAUAUGUAUGUAUGUUAAGUUAUUCUAAUUACAGCCAAUCAGAUGUGUUCUAAAUAAAGUGUUUUUCCUGUGUCUUAGAGCGUUGUUUUCUGCCCCCA